This is a messenger RNA of Siniperca chuatsi (mandarin fish), 964 nucleotides long. RefSeq names its product LYR motif containing 1 (gene lyrm1). Bases 152 to 517 code for a protein of 121 amino acids. Gene Ontology annotation, cellular component: mitochondrion. NCBI's taxonomy places the organism in Eukaryota, Metazoa, Chordata, Actinopteri, Centrarchiformes, Sinipercidae. The transcript has 5 exons. The record is from RefSeq and is a predicted model, not a curated record.
GUUUCUUCUUCGCAACCUCCCCGUUUAGAAGCCAGGUCGAGAAAAACGUCAUCAUCAGGCGACAAAUGUGUUUCUGCUGCCUUAGCAAGCUGCUGUCGAACUGCAAGCCUCCUCUUCAGACACAGUCGGUAGCUGCUGUUUUUGAGACCAGAUGACGGCUUCCACUCGCAGGACGGUGUUGUCACUGUACAUGCGGGUGUUUCGCAUCGCCCGGACCUGGCAGACACAGAGUGGAGUUACAAGUGACACAGAGACUGAGAGGAAAUACAUACUUCAGGAGGCCCGUGCUCUGUUCAGACAGAACCAGCAGCUCACAGAUCAAGAAUCAAUAAAGAGGUGUAUUGAAGAAUGUGAAGCAAGGAUAGAAAUAGGUCUACAUUACAGGAACCCAUAUCCAAGGGCUACGUACCUACCACCACUGGGACUGGCAACUCAGAAAGGCAGGAAGCUGCGAACACAGCAGCGCCUGAGGAAGCAGGCCAAGCCAAUUUACUUACAGUCACAUGAUGAGACUUGAUGCUCGAUAUCCUCGCUCCUCGCCAAGAGUUCAAGUUACCAAGGACAGGAAACUAGAGUGCAGUCACAAGCUGAUCUCAUGGGCUGCGUUGUGGCAAGCACUCAAUGACGCAAGAACACCCGUCAUUCAGGAAAAUGCCAUUUUUCAUUGCCAUUUUUUAUUGCAAACUGUGUAACUGUUCCAACUGUAGCUGGAGAGCAGCUUCAGUUCAGCUCAGGAACCCUGUCAGUGUGGAGUGACCUGUAAUAUAAGAUCAAGUUGUAUAUUUUAUUUAUUUUUCUGUGUAAAAACUGUUGUAAUAAACACUUCAUAUUCUUUCCAUAUCAAAUAGAAUCAUAUAGAGAUAAAAGUUUAAAUUGUGUCAAAAACAAAUACAUAUUCAUUUCAACAAUGUUAUUAGCAAGUAAUUAAGCUGCUAAGAAACAAAUAAAGUUGUCUUAAAGUAAA